AUGGUAAAAUAUCCUAGGGAAGAGAUUAGCUACAAGAAACUCUACAGAAAACUAGAUCUAAAUAAAAACCUGGGAAUAGCAUGGCCAGAACUGCCAGAGGAUCGUGAGAUUGCCAUAAUCGACGAGGACCAGGCAACUCAAUCAGUUGCUGAGAUAUUUACGCCUGAUGAGUUUGAUGAAGAGUUUUGUGUACAAAACAGCAUCAAGAUACAAGAUUUUGAAGAAAUAUUUAAGAAGCUGGAUCAAAACUUUAUCUCUUGGAUUUUCAAAAGCCUUGAUCGUAUAAAAAUUAAAAAGCCAGAUAAGCCCUGUGACAUUUGUGGAAAAUAUCAAUAUAUGGAUGAACGGACACCCAUUAUAUGCCAAGGAUGCUAUAUCACAGUCCACGAAUCCUGCUACGGCGUUGCCGAGUCGGCUAGCAAGCGAUGGCUGUGCAAAAAAUGCAUUUUCCACUAUGAAAAGGCAGUCUGUAAGUUUUGUAAUACAAGCAACGGCAUUUUCAAGAAAACCGUCACUAAUGAGUGGGGGCACGUUGUUUGUUCGCUUCUUAUCCCAGGAGUCUCGUUCUGCAAUAUGAAUGUUAAAGAUCCCAUAGACGAUACAGAGGCAGAAAGGUUGGAAGGUAUCUGUAGUGUCUGUGGCAAUUGUUCUACAUUUUUAAUUAAGUGCGCAUAUGGUGGGUGUGAUGUAUUUUAUCAUAGCAGUUGCGCUGCCCAGAAGCUGUACUGUGAUAUAGGAAAUGGUGUCAGCUACUGUGAAAAACACAACCCCUUGAACAGAUCAAAAAGAAUCAUGUCAAGACGAAACACACUCAAGGAUGUGGAAUCGUAUCCAGAGUUAUCCAACGCGCUACUAAUUAGAGAAACAAGAGGGUUUUCUGAGCCCAGGAGGACCAGGUAUUCAAAAGUCGUUGCAAAGGCUCCUAAAGCCAUAGAGACUGGACUUGAGAAAUACAGCGGAACCCCCGCCUUGGAUCUAAUCUCAAAGUACUGGAAGCACAAGAGACAGCUGGCUGGAUACUAUUUUGAUGAUUUAUUUAUGUUCCCAAAUUACUUUCUCAAAAACCCGCAGGAGUAG
Vittaforma corneae ATCC 50505 is the source of this 1077-nucleotide messenger RNA. RefSeq lists its product as uncharacterized. Lineage: Eukaryota; Fungi; Microsporidia; Nosematidae. Gene Ontology annotation, biological process: regulation of transcription by RNA polymerase II. The transcript has a single exon. Bases 1 to 1077 code for a protein of 358 amino acids. The record is from RefSeq and is a predicted model, not a curated record.